GCCCAGCUGCGUAGCCUGCAAGAACCCACGCCCAGGGAGUGUCACUCCAGUCACGCGGAGCCUGGACGUCUCUGGAGAACAGUCCUGUCCGCUCCGGGCCAGGCAUCGAGGGGACAUCGGAGCCUCUUCACACCGCUCGAGGUUCCUCAUGACUUCUCUUGCGGACCAUGCCCAUGAUCUUUUUUGCCAGCGUAGUACGGGUGAGGGAUGGACUGCCCCUCUCGGCCUCCACUGACUUUUACCACGCCCAGGAGUUUCUGGAAUGCAGGAGGCAGCUCAAGGCCUUAGCCCGGAGGCUGGCUCAGUAUCCAGGCCGAGGUUCUGCAGAAAGCCGUGACCUCCACAUCUAUUUUUCGUCAUCGGGGGAUGUGGCCUGCAUGGCUAUCUGCUCACACCAGUGCCCGGCAGCCAUGGCCUUCUGCUUCCUGGAGACUCUGUGGUGGGACUUCACAGCUUCCUAUGGCACCACGUGCAUUGGCCUGGCCUCCCGGCCCUACGCUUUUCUCGAGUUCGACAGUGUCAUUCAGAAAACAAAGUGGCAUUUUAACCACAUGAGUUCCUCCCAGAUGAAGAGUGGCUUAGAGAAGAUUCAGGAGGAGCUUGAGUUCCAGCCUCCAGCAGUUCUGUCCCUGGAGGGCACAGAUGUGACAAAUGGCGUGCUGAACGGCCACACCCCAGUGUACUCUGAGCCUGCUCCGAAUCUCCGGAUGGAGCCGGUGACAGCGCUGGGUGUCCUCUCCCUUGUCCUCAACAUCAUGUGUGCUGCCCUGAACCUCAUCCGUGGAGUUCACCUCGCAGAGCACUCUUUACAGGUUGCCCAGGAAGAAUUGGAAACAUCCUGGCCUUCUUUAUUCCUUCUGUGGCCUGCAUGGUCCAGUGUUAUCUGUACCUGUUCUAUAGUCCAGCAAGGACUCUGAAGGUGGUGCUGAUGCUGGCCUUCAUCUGCCUGGGCAAUGUGUACCUGCAUGGGUUGAGGAACACCUGGCAGAUCCUCUUCCACAUCGGAGUGGCUUUUCUG
Peromyscus leucopus (white-footed mouse) is the source of this 1018-nucleotide messenger RNA. It is a transcript of the gene Sec22c, whose product is annotated as SEC22 homolog C, vesicle trafficking protein. The coding region runs from base 168 to 917 and encodes 249 amino acids. The record is from RefSeq and is a predicted model, not a curated record. The transcript has 7 exons. Gene Ontology annotation, biological process: endoplasmic reticulum to Golgi vesicle-mediated transport. NCBI's taxonomy places the organism in Eukaryota, Metazoa, Chordata, Mammalia, Rodentia, Cricetidae.